Molecule: messenger RNA, 2026 nt
Organism: Trachymyrmex cornetzi
Lineage: Eukaryota; Metazoa; Arthropoda; Insecta; Hymenoptera; Formicidae
Gene: puml
Product: pummelig
Exons: 7
Coding region: 229-1410 (393 amino acids)
Biological process (GO): phosphatidic acid biosynthetic process; lipid homeostasis
Cellular component (GO): lipid droplet; mitochondrion
Molecular function (GO): carboxylic ester hydrolase activity; lysophosphatidic acid acyltransferase activity
Source: RefSeq, a predicted model, not a curated record
UCCUUCCCACUCUGCGGCUGCCGUCACCCACCACACCGCGCUUGGUCCACGAGGCCGCGCAUUCGCUCGAUGGCUCGAUCCGUCCAUUCAGAUCGGGACACUUCUACUAGAUAAUAGUAUCGCGCGCGUUACAGCACACGCGUGUUUUUCCGCAUUUACCGACAACAAAGGAGCCCCGAUCGCGACGGCAGAGCGGCAAGGAGGAGCCGUUGUCGUCAUCUCGCAUCCAUGGCAGACCAUGAAGUCGUCCAAGCAAAAAGUAGCUGGAUUUGGGGAUGGUUUAGCUGGUCUGGAUCGUCUUCAACUAUGUUACGUGCUGCGGAGAAGAAGAUUCUGUCAUGCUUGAAAACGGCAUAUCGAGGAUGGUUCGUUGAUAUUGGACCAGUUGUAGGACCGGCGGAUAAAAUAUGGACCAUUUCGUUGAACGAAGAAUCACCAAAGGUCCCAAUUGUUUUAUUACACGGUUUAGGAGCUGGGGUAGCAUUAUGGUGCUUGAAUUUAGACGCACUUGCAUCUCAAAGACCAGUGUACGCCAUAGAUAUAUUAGGAUUUGGCAGAAGUAGCAGACCUGUUUUUAGUAAUGAAGCGCAAAAAGCUGAAGAGCAGUUAGUACAUUCUGUGGAAGAAUGGAGAAGGGAAAUGCAGCUAGAGAAUUUUGUAUUGUUGGGUCACUCCAUGGGUGGCUUUCUUGCAGCAUCGUAUGCUAUGCAAUAUCCUGAAAGAGUAAAACAUCUUAUAUUGGCUGAUCCAUGGGGCUUUCCUGAGAAGCCAUCCGAUACUGUUGCCAAGACACACGUACCAUUCUGGGUUAAAGCCAUAGCGUUUGCAGUACAGCCUUUGAAUCCUCUGUGGGCAGUUAGAGUUGCUGGACCAUUUGGACAGUGGCUCAUUGAAAAGACAAGACCUGAUAUUGUGAAGAAGUUUAUUCCCGUACUGAAGGAUGACACUGCUGUAAUUUCGCAAUAUAUACAUCAAUGCAACGCACAGACGCCUUCAGGCGAGAGCGCGUUUCAUGCAAUGAUGCAUGGUUUCGGAUGGGCAAAAAAUCCAAUUGUUAAACGAAUGGAUAAGUUAAACGAUAAUAUACCUAUAACGUUACUUUAUGGCAGUAGAUCAUGGGUUGACAAUUCAGCUGGUGAAACAAUUAAACAGUACCGGUCUUCCUCAUAUGUUAAUGUUCAGGUAAUUACUGGAGCUGGUCAUCAUGUCUAUGCAGACAAAAGUGAAACCUUCAACAAAUAUGUAUUGGAAGCAUGUGCCUUAACGGACUCGAUACCUCAAUUAACAUCGUCAAAUGUACGUCUCUAUAAACCUAUAAGUGAUCAAGAGAUAGACGUAAAUUUACCCAAAGAAGCACUUGAUGAACAAAGAUCAGAGGAAAAAAACCUGAAUACAGAAUCAAAGAUUUAAUCAAAGUUUAGUGUGAAAUAUUCUCAUCAAAAAGGACAUUCCAGUUCUGUUAGCUGGUACAAAGAAAUAUAUAGCAAGCAUAUAUUGUGAUGUAAGAAUGCCGCGAGAUAUAUUGGAUAUACGAAUGUAUAUUUGUGUCGUAACGCAUGAGGUUUACGUAAUUUAUAAAUGUAAUAACGUAAAAGAGCGCGUAAAUUAACAGACAUUGGUCACGUAUUAAUUGAUUGACUGUAGAUACUAAAAGAUAUCACGAGAUCAUUAAUAUAAUACUUUAUUUUCACUUUUGGAAAUUAUGACGAUGUAUUACUGCAAAUGCGCGGAAAAUAUUAGAGGAAUAGUGUGAUUUUGCCAUAAGUAAGAUUUAUAUUAUUUUUAUUUGUCGAUUAGAUGUGCAAUUGGUUAAGUUAUUAUAUAACGUGUUAUAAGAAAUUUACACCAGUCAAAAGGGAUCAAAAGUAUGGGGUGUAACUACAUAAUGGAAGUGUGUACAUUAUGUACAGUCUUAACUUUACUAACACAGGCCAUAGUAGUGUCUAGUGAAAAGUGAGCAUUCUUGUUAUUGUUAUUAAUUGUAUUAUUUCACAGCUGUAGCAAGAUUUUAUGUAUAUUGUACAAU